Messenger RNA from Procambarus clarkii (red swamp crayfish), 525 nucleotides. Lineage: Eukaryota; Metazoa; Arthropoda; Malacostraca; Decapoda; Cambaridae. The record is from RefSeq and is a predicted model, not a curated record.
AUGUGGGUAUUACCUGAAUUUACCUGCGGGGCAUCAUCUCUAGUGGCCUUGAUGGGGAUUUUUUCAAAUUCAGUUUAUCCCUCCUCCACAAGACCCUCCACCAGCGGCCCUCCUCCACAAGACCCUCCACCAGCGGCCCUCCUCCACAAGCCCCUCCACCAGCUGCCCUCCUCCACAAGACCCUCCACCAGCUGCCCUCCUCCACAAGACCCUCCACCAGCUGCCCUCCUCCACAAGACCCUCCACCAGCUGCCCUCCUCCACAAGACCCUCCACCAGCUGCCCUCCUCCACAAGACCCUCCACCAGCUGCCCUCCUCCACAAGACCCUCCACCAGCGGCCCUCCUCCACAAGACCCUCCACCAGCGGCCCUCCUCCACAAGACCCUCCACCAGCUGCCCUCCUCCACAAGACCCUCCACCAGCUGCCCUCCUCCACAAGACCCUCCACCAGCUGCCCUCCUCCACAAGACCCUCCACCAGCUGCCCUCCUCCACAAGACACACCUCCACAAGACCCUCCACUAA